AUGAAUGAAUUAGAUAACAUCAUAGAAGAUGAUGUAAAUAAUUAUUAUGAAAAUAGAUAUAAUAAUCAAGAAGAAAUGGGUGAAUCCUCAAAACCAAUAAGAUAUGAGGAUGAAGACACUAGAAUAUUAGAAAUACCAUGGAAUAGACAAGCAGCACAAUACUCUGUAGCCAGAAAUAGUAAUUUAACAGAUGAACAGUGGCAAAAAGCUUAUGCCUACACUCCACCAGAAGAAAUGCCAAUGGAAAUACAACAUAUAAUCUUACCAACUAUAAUAGAAGGAAAACAGGUAGAUUAUAAGGUAUUCUGUAAUGAGAAUACAGAGAUACCUCCUAUGAAUAUAGGACAUAUCAGAAUAGAAAACCCUGUAGAAAAUGGGUAUAUAGGUACCCCUGUAGAACUUGCUAAAAAAGGAAUAAUCGUCCAACCUGGAAUAGCAAAUGAUAAUCACAUAACAAUAAUGAAUAUAUCGAGUAGAAAUGUGAAAUUUAACAAAGGACAACAUAUUGGAAAUGUUGAGAAAAUACAGAAAAAUGAUGAAAUUUUUCUCACAAAAUUACCUGAUCUGAAAGAUCAGAGUGAAAAAGAAAAAGAACGAAUCUUGAUUCUAAAGAAUCAAUGUAAAAAGACUAGAGGCCCUGGAACAUGGAAACAAAUUGGUCAUAUUCUUACAGAAUAUGUUGAUGUUUUUAGAGAAAAACAAGAAUAUGCAACUAGAGUUAAUACUGAUGAAAUACCUCUGAUAGAAUUAAACCUAAAAAAUGGAAUGAAAGAAAAUGAAAUACCAAUACGAGAAAAGAGGCAAGCAUUAAGGAAAUAUAGUGAAAAAGAUAAAAAGGUUAUCAAAGAAAUGCGAGAUGAUCUGAUGAAAAACAAUAUUAUAUUCAGUGGAAAUACUGAAUGGAGAAGCUCUGCACUAGUAAUAACUAAAAAAGAUGGAACAAAAAAGAUUGCAAUAGAUUAUAGAAAUCUGAAUAAGUACUUAGAAAAAUAUAGAGAACCAUUACCUGAUUCAAAGCAAAUGUUACAAACUGUUAGUAGAUAUAAAUACUAUAUAACAAUGGAUAUAAAAUCAGCAUAUUGGCAAUUAGUGAUGCAUGAAAACUCGAAGAAAUAUACAGCAACAACCUUCGCAGAGUAUGGAACAUACUGUUGGUAUACAUUACCAUUUGGAAUUAGCAUAGCACCAGCAUACUUGAUACGAGCAAUGAACAAAAUAUUAGGACACUUAGACUAUGUA
Cetraspora pellucida is the source of this 1239-nucleotide messenger RNA. The record is from the annotation of a GenBank genome assembly. Lineage: Eukaryota; Fungi; Glomeromycota; Glomeromycetes; Diversisporales; Gigasporaceae.